Molecule: messenger RNA, 1164 nt
Organism: Acanthoscelides obtectus
Lineage: Eukaryota; Metazoa; Arthropoda; Insecta; Coleoptera; Chrysomelidae
Source: the annotation of a GenBank genome assembly
AUGGAGCCAAAUAUUCAUUGUCUCUUUGAUGCUCUGAAACCUAAAUAUUUUGAUACAAUUGUUGCUGCAACAAAAACAGUGGCAAAAUAUGACGUAGAAAAGGAUAAAUUUGAAUCACCAACCUACGCUAUGAAUAUGGGCACGAAUCUGAAGCAAUGUGCGGAGAUAGCUAUUAUAUUUGCUCUGAAAAGGAAACAAAUCGCCUUAACAGUUUCAUCUGCUGAAGCAGAGGCAGAUUUAAAAACUUUGAUAAAAGUCAUUGAGUCACAAUGGCAAUAUGAGAUUUCUAGCCAGGCCGCCAGUGAUAUAAAUAUUAACAAGUGGAAUAAAGUUACCCUAGUGCCACUUGCCAGUGACUUAAAACUGUUCAAGGAAUUUUUGAUAACGACGGCAAAUUCUGCCGCAACUGCACUUCAGAACGACGGCGACGGGGACGUUAGCCAAUACGUACUUCUUUUGGAGUCUAUAUUCUGCCGUGUGAUUUUACUUAACCGAAGACGUCCAGGUGAACUGCAAAGACUGACACUGGACAAUUAUCAAAUAUUGGAGAAAAGCGAUUCCAGCUCAAAUUAUGAAGAGUUCUCCGAGGUUGUUUCUCCAACUGAACAAAUUCUACUCAAAAGAUUUAAAAGGAUAGUAAUAAGAGUAUCACAUUUCUUUAUCAGACUAUACCACAUUAGGUUCUGCAGCAUUUUGACGAACGUAGAAGAACCGAUCGAUCUUAUUCCAGGAGCGUCUUUCAACGGCCUGGCACUGAUGCGAGUCAUAACGUCAUCAUUGAACUCGAUCCAGUCGUCUCUGAAGCAAGUGAAAAACGAGGUUAAGCCAUCAAAUAUCAAAAUUAUGAAAAAUAUUUUGGUAAUUAAGAAAACAGAUGACGCAGUUCGGCCAUUAUCUCCACAACCAGAUCCAAGCAAAGCGUCUACUUCAGUUCAAGAAGAAUCCGAGGAAACGAGACCGAGUACAACAAGUGAAUUAGACUCCACUCCUGAUUCUGAUAAUUCAGUAUCCAGUAAGAUCCAGAAGACCAACCAGCCUCGAAAUAAAAAAAUAUAUUCCCAAAAAUACAAGGCUGAGUGGGAGCAGCAUGAAAAUUUUAAGAACUGGGUGUGGAUUAAAACACUGGAUUCCACAAAAAGAAAUGCAUUGAUUUAUUUAACUUGA